Molecule: messenger RNA, 567 nt
Organism: Dracunculus medinensis (Guinea worm)
Lineage: Eukaryota; Metazoa; Nematoda; Chromadorea; Rhabditida; Dracunculidae
Source: the annotation of a GenBank genome assembly
AUGGAUGUUGCGAGCCAAGCAAUCACUAUCCGCACCCCUUCUACCCUUUCUAAAUAUCUCCGUUUUCUUCACUUCGCACCUCGAGCAAAUAUUAAUUCUGGCUCACAGCAGAGAUACUGGGUAUAUCUCUGUGGUGCUUUGGAUAACUGGGGGAAAAGCGGCGCAGCGAUUUUCAUGUCUAACAAGUCACAUUCCGUUGUGAAUGAGUGGAAAUCAGUAAGCGACCGAAUGGCCUAUGCCCAUUUUAAAGGUAUGUUCUGCAAUAUCUCGGUUAUCAGUGUCUAUGUUCCAGUAUUGUCGGCAAAUGAUAGUGAUAAAGAUAAGUUCUAUGCGGAACUUCAACUGUUAAUAAAGUCUAUACCGAAACAUAACAUAGUCAUAAUCGGGAGAGACUGGAAUGCGCGCAUAGGUCAUAAUGAUGCUGCGAUGACUUCUACAAUUGGCAAAUAUACAUCAGAGAUCGGGGAAUGCCUUCUUCGUUAUGCCGAAAAGCAUGAAUUUUUGUUAUUAAUACUUCCUUUCUGCAUCAUAGAAAACAUAUAUAGUUACGUAGAAUUCCACGGAUAA